Messenger RNA from Megalobrama amblycephala (Wuchang bream), 2278 nucleotides. It is a transcript of the gene fam81b, whose product is annotated as family with sequence similarity 81 member B. The record is from RefSeq and is a predicted model, not a curated record. Bases 872 to 1894 code for a protein of 340 amino acids. The transcript has 9 exons. NCBI's taxonomy places the organism in Eukaryota, Metazoa, Chordata, Actinopteri, Cypriniformes, Xenocyprididae.
UUGGUGUGUGGUUCUGGUGUUUGAGUGUCAGGUUUCAGAAACUGUGUGAAAAGUAAGGAUUUUGUGUGUGAGCAGUUGAACUGGAACUGUGGCAUUUUUAUAUUCUUUUUCCGUUAAAAUUACUAACAUAUGCAGUGUAAAUGACCAUGUUAUUGAUUUAAAAGUGAAGGCAAAGUCCAAGACAAUACCACCCACAAUAAAACCCACGCUUGCGUCCUUUUAAAGAUCUUAGAAUUUGAAUAUUAUUUAAUUAUAUGAAGGUUGUAGUUGCUGUAUGUGUAUAAUGUAGUCUAUAAUGUGUGUGUGUGCAUGCGUGUGCGUGUGUGUGCUAGUAACACUAAACAUUAGGACAUUACUUUAAAAAUUCCCCUAAGGAGACCAUCGCCACUUAGCUUUGAAGUGUGGAGUACAUUUACUAUUCCAUAAUAGAUGUGUUACAAGUCACAGAAGGGAAAUCAUUACUGGUACUCUGGUCAGAAAAGCUCAAGAGAAUUAAUGAGUAGUCUGAGACGUCUGGCCUAUAUCUAAGUACUUAAUUAUGCUUCUUGUCAAAUUAUAGCAUGAUAAACUAUUGUAAGCCCAUCAUCCUAAAGCUGUUAUCCUUCACAGUAUAAAUGAAUACCAUUAUAUUUAGACAAGUAAUAAGUUAAUAAAAUACUGUAUUUGCAAAUGGUCUGCAUUAGUUGUCAAGUACAAAAUAGCACACCCCUGUCAGAACAUGCCAUUUGGUAGCUAAGAGAUCAGACUAAACAAAACCAACAAACAUACCGUAGACUACAGGGAAACAGUUCACAGGGUGUCCCCCGUCUGUGUCCCGAGACACUGGGAGAGGCUCCAGCAUCCCCCUGCAGAGGAUAAGAGAAACAGACAUAUGGAGAGCCGCAUAAUCAAUCAAGAACGCACUUUAAGCACUCUACUGGAACAAGCCGUGAAGAUCAGGGAUGAUGUGGUGACUGGUCUACAUGCAACUCAGGGUUCAGUAUUGAUGGAGUCGUCUGCUAGAAAACUACUGGAGAACCACAUUCAGAUCAUAACUCAUAUCGUCAAACAGCUCAGCAGAGACAUCCAGGUGUUGGAAGCCCAGAUUAUUGAGAGAGACAACCUUGCUGCAGGGACGACUUUUGCAGUGAAGAGCUUGGAUCACAAGAACAUGAUGGGUAUUGGAGAUCUCAGAGGCAGAGUGGCAAGAUGUGAUGCUAGCAUUGCUAAACUGUCAUCUGAUGUUGGCAAUGGAGGACGGGACAUUCUGAAACUCCAACAGGAAGUGAGUGAGUUAAGGUCUGAGCUGGAGAUGAAGCUGAAAGACAUGGAGCUCAAGCUGUCUCAGGAUGUAGGAAAACUAGAGAUGUCAAUGUCAGAGAAGUUCAUUACUCAGAGAAACGCCACUGGAGAUUUACAGAAGGAGAUACAACAACUGGAUGUAAAGAACUCUAGUGGUCUGAUGGAGAUGGAGGAGCAGACCGUGAGACUGAGGAAGUGGGCCGAGGAGCAGAUGAAAACCACAGUUCAAUCACACACACAGAGCAGCAAGCUGCACACACUGCUGCAGGAAAGAGUGGUAAACGUCGAAGUGGAAGGCAGGCUAAAGGAGAAAAUGGUUCUUCUUUCUGGGCAUCUAGAAAGGUUGGAGGCACAAUUGGAGAAGGUGCGAUCAGCUGACAGGAAAAAGUGUUCAGAGAGCAAACUCAGCAGCAAGAUCAACACUUUAGAGAAGAGCUUCAGAGAAGAGCUAGAGCAGAUGAGGAGGGAGUAUCAGUCUGGGUUUCAGGCGGUUCAUGAUGCCAUUGCAUCUCUGAGACACAUCGGUGACACCAAAGCCAAGCUGGACAAAGGAGAGCUGCAAAGAGACAUAAGACAGAUCCAGAGAAACAUGGUGGGACUGAAGGAGCUCUGACCAGAUUAUCCUUUUAAAAACAUAUAUGCUGGAAUAUAUAACCUGUGUCUGAGAUCACAAAGUAUGAUUCUGCAAAAUGUGGGCAGAUGGACAAAACAAUCAAAUAAGCUCUACAUUAGUUUCCUAGAUUGAAAAAAAAAAGGAUUUAGCCGGUUUCCGUAAGAUCAUUUCCUGUAAAUCUCUUUUUGCCAGACCAGAUUCUGAGUGAGCAAUCAUAGUUGAUGAAAUUCAAACAAAAUACAAUUAUGUCAAAUCAGAGAUUACAUAUGCAACUCAUGAGGCUCAAUACUGAAAGGUUAGGAAGAUGAACUGUUCAGCGUUUGUCCGCACGUCCCCAGACCAGUAUUGAUUGUAAAGAAAUGCUAGAAUAAACAAACAAGAUCU